Messenger RNA from Batrachochytrium dendrobatidis JAM81, 867 nucleotides. RefSeq lists its product as uncharacterized. The record is from RefSeq and is a predicted model, not a curated record. The transcript has 6 exons. NCBI's taxonomy places the organism in Eukaryota, Fungi, Chytridiomycota, Chytridiomycetes, Rhizophydiales. Bases 1 to 867 code for a protein of 288 amino acids.
AUGCAGUCGAAUGAUAUCAUGAAAGAGUUGAUCAAACACCUGGAAGAUUUGAAACUAUUAACAACGGAUGCUCAACUACACAAGGCUGAUGAAAUAUGGUAUAAACUGCUUGACUUGAUAAUGGAGUUGAAACAACAAGACUACAUGCAGCACUUACAGAGUAUUGAACUGCAAGAUAUCAUAACCAAGUAUUUGGAGUAUAAUCGACCCAGUUUACAGAUCAAAGUAAUGGAGUUUACUACAGUGUUUUUGGGUAUUUUAUACAGUGAUUAUCGGUUUAAAGCGAUGAAAGCAUGCACAGAGUUGUUCGGUUAUGGACGCUGGAGUGAGGAGUGUAAACUUGACAUCAAGCCAAUGGUUGAGAUUAUUGUUCACGAGUCCGAUCAAGAAAUGCUCGAAUUGGCAAUUGGCCUGUUUUUGAAAGUUUACCAUAAUAUUGACGAUGAAAAUUUUGGCAUCGUGUUGUCAAUACUUGUUUCACGACUGGAAUCAUCCAGUGGUUCAGUUGCUGUUGGUUUUAUCAAAAAUCUUAAAACCAUGUAUCGGAAUAUUCAUCGUGAUAACCCAGUAAAAGCAGCAGAAUGUGGCAUCAUUCCAGCAAUAGUCAAUACGCUCAGGAGUGUCGAUCAAGAAGUGAUUUAUGAAAGCAUUGAUACUAUUGAUAGUUUUUGCAACUAUGCAGGUUGUGAAGUGAUUUCAGCCGAGUUGAUAAGGCUGGAUUUGAUUCAAACACUGAACGACUUGUGUAUCAGAUACAGCGACAACUUUGCAUUAAAACCACGCAUGAUCUGGAUAGCUGGAACAGUUGCAUCCAAUAUGCGCGACUUUCCUGUAUCGCUUGCACGGUCGUUGGUUUUGAGCAAUUGA